AUGGGCGAAGACGACACCAACAACCAUCCGGACACUUCCGCGUCCACUCCAAACUCGAACAGUGCAGCACAGAAUAACACCAAGGCGGCGAAGGAUCGCAGUUGCCCUUUCUGUGGACAGGCCUUCACUUCCUCGAGUCUCGGGCGACAUCUGGACUUGUAUAUCAAGCCCAAGAACCCCAAACCGGCAGACGGAGUUCAUGAUGUGGAGGAAAUCGAGAAGAUACGGGGAGGGAUCACAAGAAGGCAGCCUAGAACCAGUAUAAAGAAUUCUGGUGAUGGGCAGAGUAGUGGUGGAACGAGGGAUAACAGCCAUACACCUGGACACGGCAGCGCUGGCCGGCACGCGCAUGCAGACUCGACAAUCGUCGCAGAUAGCCCUGUCAUCUCGCCUGUGAAUGCAGACAAGAUUGACUCUGGCCAGACGUUGCUGAACCAUGCCAACUGGCAAGCCACGGGAGUUAUCAACAACCUCCCGCCGAGGGCACCCUCGAGGAACGAUGGACCAGCGACAGGACAAGCACAGCGCAUAAACGAGAUGCGGCGCGAUACUGGCGGCAACAAGAUACAGCGGCCAGAGUACGAGAGCGAAGGCAUGUGGAAGUUACAAGAAGCUGCGGAGUUGGGACGAGCAGCAGAGAUGGCUCUGCGUGAGGUUCUUGGGAGUCUGGAGGCGGCGCAGAAGAAGACAGAGUCGAAGGCUCUGUUCGAAGAUUUCGACUUCUACUCGCUGUCCUUCCCUGGCCUAUGUCUGGCCAUACUUCCUCCACCAACUACGCUGUUCAGUCCGACGCCGUUUCCAUCCGCAGAGUCUUGGACGUUGGGGCCUCCUGGUUUGAGGCAGUUUGAGGCGAUGACACGCUUUGUUAAUGAAAAGUUCAAUGACAAGAGGAAGAGGGAAGGUGCACUGGACUCGGUCGCGUUCAGGCAUCACAGCCAUCUUUCCGGAGCAUGGGAGCAUUGGCAAAACAUGUCGGAAGCAGAUCGCUCUUCUGCCUGGACCUUGGAGAUCUUGCGAUCAUUCACUCGAGGACAGGAGCAAAGGCGACAGCUACGGACUGAGCUAGAGCGCUCCCAACAACGCGUACGCCACCUCGAGGCCGAGUAUGACCGACUGUCCCGGUGCCAGUUGCCCAGAGAAUACCUUCUCCACCCACCCAACACAGUUCAAAUACCUCCAAACGUGAUGCGAGAGGUAAAGCCUUCCCAAUUCAAGUCCGACAUAUCAGAGAUGGGCUUCGAUGCAGAAGCUCUGUUGUCGAAGUGGCGCUCUACCAUUAGAGCCACGGCACGACCUUCACGCACAGCUCAACAGACGUCUGGUACUCCCAGCAGCGCCAUAUAUAAUGAGCAAAGCACCAACAGCUUGCGCGACGACAUGGUCAUGAACGGCUCGAUCUGGAACGUAAACGGACCGAUCCCUCGUCAACGGCCUUCGCAUACAGAGACGAUUGGACAAAUCGACUCCGUCAGCUAUGAGACACCUCCCAACCCAGGCGCUGUCGUGGAAGGUGCUGAUGACGAGGAGGGCAAUUCAAAUGCAGAUGCUGAGGGCGAAGCUGAAGAUGAAGCAGCUGCCUUUGGAAAUUACGCUGAACAGAACGCUCUGAUGAGAAGGCAAGACAUGCUCGGUAAUGGUGGGCUGAGCAGUGUCAUGAAUGCGAACGGCAAGCGACCCCUGGCGCCCAGUGGCGGGCGGAGUGGCACGAAGAUGUACAAGAUAAGCAUGGAAGAUAAUGAGGGCUAA
This is a messenger RNA of Zasmidium cellare ATCC 36951, 1746 nucleotides long. RefSeq lists its product as uncharacterized. NCBI's taxonomy places the organism in Eukaryota, Fungi, Ascomycota, Dothideomycetes, Mycosphaerellales, Mycosphaerellaceae. The record is from RefSeq and is a predicted model, not a curated record. The coding region runs from base 1 to 1746 and encodes 581 amino acids. The transcript has a single exon.